This is a messenger RNA of Alternaria postmessia, 1479 nucleotides long. RefSeq lists its product as uncharacterized. The transcript is spliced from 2 exons. NCBI's taxonomy places the organism in Eukaryota, Fungi, Ascomycota, Dothideomycetes, Pleosporales, Pleosporaceae. Bases 1 to 1479 code for a protein of 492 amino acids. The record is from RefSeq and is a predicted model, not a curated record.
AUGUCGUCACCAAUAGUUAAACAGGAUCACGAAAACCCACAUCCAGAAGCUCUUUGCAUCUCUACCACGCGAAAACGAUAUCGAGACCCAUUAGUGGUGUUUGUUGUCGUACUGACCGUGCUUCUGGGCUUACGCUGCAUCUACAACCCCUUCGCAGCCACAAGCUUAGCGUCAAUCGAUAACAAUGACCUCGAUAUCCAGACCGUUGAUACCUACGAUGAAAACCAGCUCCAAGAGGUCGCUACCUUGAUGGAAGAGAUCUACACCGUCCUGGCCAAAACAUCCUUCAUCCCGCAUGACUCCAUCGAGCGUGGUCCUCAUCAGAUCAACACUACAGCCAGUCCGUGCAAGCUCGACGCAGCCGACUUCCGCUUGAUGGAAAUCCUCCCAUACGUCAACACUAGCCUAUCUGGGCACGACUCUUGGCUUUGGGGCGGUACAUUCAUCGACUUUCGGAAGGAUCGUGAUUUGAAUGUCGCUUGUGAUGCGAGUUGGGUAGAGGACGAUUUCGCAUAUGUCAUAAGACCAGGAAUAGUCCAUUUGACCGAAGGUGGCUGGGAGGACCGGGAUCACUACAGGACUUGGAAACUGCAAUAUGACACUAGGAAGCAUAUGAUAAGAGUCUACGAGGGUGAGGAGUGGUGGCCCUAUAGUCAUCGCUAUAAAGGUGCUUUCCGAGAAAUCAAGGACCACAAGGACAAUCCGGAUGAUCUAUUCAAUAUUUAUCAUGGAAAAAGAAAACUACGACAAUAUGAAGACGAACUCAAAGAUCUCGAAACCGGAAAUUUGACCGACGGUCCCUCGCUGUGGAGAAAUAUGCUCUUCGGAGGGAGUUUAAGACGCGAGGUCGGCCGACAAGAAAGCGACUUCGAAGACGCAAAACAGCUCAUCCAGCGGCUAUGUUCAAACGGUGUAUGUGUUCAAGAAGACCUGAUCCUAUGGGAGUUCCGGAAACUGGAGAAUACAUACACAAAAGCACAACUAGAGCCCAACGCCACGAUAAUGUGUGAGCAGCGUGAAUUGCAUCCAGAUCUGCUCUCGAGGUGUAUCUCCCAGCUCAACCUCGAACGAUACUGGCUGCAGUUGGCAUACCAACAAUCUCGUGCCGACGCUUACGCCUACUGCGCCCAAAACAGUAAACACCUCCUACCUCCUGCAUCAUUCGAGGCCCUCGCAAGCCACUGGAUCGCGAAGUAUGAAAGUUAUAUCGCCGAAUACGACCACGUGCCAGCAGAAUUAGAUGCAUGGCAAGAGAGGACCGGAGCACCUGACUCUACCGUUGAGUUUCUUCGUAAGCAAUAUGACUCGGCUAAAGCCUGGGAUACAAGACUCAACGAGGGGAGGAUUGAGGAGAUAGUAAGGAGUUUGGCUGGUAGCGAUGGUGAUGAAGCCCGAUUAAAACUCUGGAAUAAUCUGGAGUUUACAGACGAGCCACGGUCCAUGGAUUAUUAUGAUGACAGCGACAAAGUAUUUUACUAG